Messenger RNA from Teleopsis dalmanni, 630 nucleotides. RefSeq lists its product as uncharacterized. The transcript has 3 exons. The record is from RefSeq and is a predicted model, not a curated record. The coding region runs from base 58 to 588 and encodes 176 amino acids. NCBI's taxonomy places the organism in Eukaryota, Metazoa, Arthropoda, Insecta, Diptera, Diopsidae.
CUCAUCAAAUUUUAGUUUUGUAUAUAUCUAACAUACAGAUAGAUUUGGUGUUUAAUUAUGUUUGGACAACACAUUUGCAACAUCUUGGAAUACCGCCCGUACUUGCAAUUCCGUUUAUGCAGAAAAUACCACAUCGAAAAUUUGGGUUUAAUGACUAAUUUUUACAAGCAAACUUUAGGAGAAAAUUCCCACGCCUCCAUUUUGGAUAUUUUAAAGUAUUUGAAGGUAGCAAUCUAUUUAUAUUCCUUGUUUGCGUCUAUGUUGUCAUUAAUAGUUUACAUGAGAAGAUUCGAAGACUUACUCACACAUCGAUACAGGAGUGUCUAUACUUGGGGUCAGUAUAGGAAGGCUUUUAGUGUUUCUGUUCUUUAUAUGCUGGUUUUUUACAGAACCGUAGAAUUUGAUAAUUGGUUCAUUGAUCUAAUCGGAAUAGCAGUUAUGGCAUUUGAAAUUUUUUUUCUCUUUAUUAAAAAACUAAGUGGGCAGUCUGUUAGAAAGGACACGUGGAAAGUUUGCAAAAAUAUAUUUAUUAACAUUCUUAUGGAACUUGUAUAUAAGGCAUUUUUUAAUUUUUUCGAGUCUACCUAAACACAUAUUCAACUGGACCUCACUGAAACGUGCCUUUAAAUA